AAGCACGAAGUCUUCUGGGCCGCUGUUGUUGGUUAUGGAGACAAUCUGAGAGAGCUGACAGAUGACCUUGGCCCCAAGGAGUACGAGACCAAGACCCGCGGGGAGAGACACAUUGCCGAAGCGCGCCUUGCCGGCAGGGGGAACUACAUCAUCUACGCGCGUACGACCGGCCCUCCGAGCAAGCAUGCGACAUACUUGGCAUACCAACUCAGCCAUCCACAAGAACAAGGGGAAGUCCAGAAGGCGUUGGACAUCUUCCCGAGCUCGAGCUUUGUCCUCCAAGUCAAGAAUCCCACUGUGAGUGCACCUCCCCAGGCCGGGUUGAACCCGCGUGAACGGGCGCAAUAUCCUGAAGAGGUCAUCGAAGCCGAGUUUGGCGGCGAAGGAGAUGGAAAGGGACUGCGGUUCAUUCCGGCGAAUCCGGUCAAGUUGCUGGACUUCAAGGGCGCUGAGAUACUGCUCAUUGCGGACAAGAAGGAUAUCGCCGAAGUGGUGGGGGAGGCGGCGGCAGAGCAGGUCGAGGAGAGUGCGGAGGAGGAAGGGAAGGAGCUGAGCGAACAGAUGGUUAUGAAGGAGCUCAUGAUGGAUGUGGAGAAGUUUACGGCGGAGCCGUUGGAAGGAAUGUGGGCGUGA
Molecule: messenger RNA, 633 nt
Organism: Dacryopinax primogenitus
Lineage: Eukaryota; Fungi; Basidiomycota; Dacrymycetes; Dacrymycetales; Dacrymycetaceae
Exons: 1
Source: RefSeq, a predicted model, not a curated record